Molecule: messenger RNA, 1613 nt
Organism: Salvia miltiorrhiza (redroot sage)
Lineage: Eukaryota; Viridiplantae; Streptophyta; Magnoliopsida; Lamiales; Lamiaceae
Product: glutathione S-transferase TCHQD
Exons: 4
Coding region: 609-1412 (267 amino acids)
Molecular function (GO): glutathione transferase activity
Source: RefSeq, a predicted model, not a curated record
UCAAUACACAAUAUACUAGUAUUAGUUAUUCAUCAUUCUGUCCUUUUCCAUGAAUGUGAGAUUCUCAGCUACUAACACCCGAAACUCUCCUCGUCCGUCUGUGCGCCUGCGCUGGCAUAAUUCUUCCAAAACCUUUUUCCCCACUCUUUUUUCUGUUUCUUACUCUGUUAAAGAUAGAGAGAGAGACCCUUUGAGCUUUUGAUAAAAAAAAGGGUAUCUUUUUAUUCUAAUUCCACGUGUGCCCCAAUCUCUCUAAAACCCCAUCAUCAAAAAUUUCGAAUUCACUCUUUCUUCUACGCCCUUCCCCUGAAUUUUCUUGGUAAUAUUUGUUGUUACUUUUUUCCAUCUUCUCUCACAUGGUUGUUGAUCAUGUUUUGCAAUUGUUGUUGUCUUGAUCACUAUGAUGGUUUUUGGUGGCUUGUGAAAUUUUUGAAAAGCAGAGGAAUAGGGUUGAAGUUCUAGAACAACUGCCUCAAUCCAAAUAUAUAUCAAAAUCUUAUCUUUGUUUCUCCAAGUCUUGAAAGAGGAGUUAAAUGGAAGUUUUAGAUUAGUUUUGGGCUUUAAGCAGACAGCUAUACAAUGUAAGAAUUGCAGAUGUUGGGGACAUAAUGCAGCUAUAUCAUCAUCCAUAUUCCUUGGACAGCCAGAAAGUGAGGCUCGUGUUGGAGGAGAAGAACAUCGAUUACACAUCAUUCCAUGUCAAUCCGAUCACGGGCAAGAAUUUUGAGUCUAGUUUCUUCAAGAAGAACCCCUCUGCAAAACUUCCUGUUUUCCAGAAUGGUUCCCACAUCUUGUUCGACACUAUUGAAAUCAUCCAGUACAUAGAGAGAAUUGCGAUGGUCUCUUGUGGCGGAGAGGAAUCGAGUCUGAGCAGUGGGGAAGUUGUGGAAUGGAUAUACAAGAUACAGCAAUGGAAUCCGAAGCUAUUCACUCUCUCCCACAUCCCGCCUAAGUAUCGUCUCACUGUUUCUAAAUUCCUAAGGCGCGUGAUCAUUGCAAGGAUGGCUGAAUUCCCCGAACUGGCGAGUGCAUACCACCGUAAGCUGAAAGAGGCGUACGAUACGGAAGACAAACUCAAAGACCCAGAAACCCUAAGACGAAGUGAGGAACAUCUUGAGAGAAUUCUUGAUGAAGCAGAGGAGAAACUAAGUGAGACUACGUAUUUGCUGGGCGAGGAGUUCACUCUUGCAGAUGUCGUCUUCAUCCCUCUUCUGAGUCGACUGGCGCUACUGAAUCUGGAAGAGAAAUACGUUGCUACGAGACCAAACCUGGCCGACUACUGGAAUCUGGUGCAGAAGAGGCCCAGCUACAGAAAGGUAAUUGGGAAACAUUUUGAUGGAUGGAGACGGCACAAUACACUGUUUAGAACUUGGUGCUUUGUGCAGAUCAGAAUUUUACUUAAACAAUAUUAGAGAGCUGCAUCGAUUUUGCUACAACUGUAAAUAGGAUUUGGAUCUCGUGUUGCACUACUAAAAGAAAAGGAGAGACUUUUACAUCAAUUGUUAAAAAAACUAGUCACCAAUGUGUAUUUCUUUUUCAUCAACAGUGUAUGUAUGCAAUUGUGAAUGUUGUAAGCUAUGUCUAAAGUAUAAGAAUGGUACAUUUUUGGAAAA